Messenger RNA from Micropterus dolomieu (smallmouth bass), 5990 nucleotides. RefSeq names its product gamma-aminobutyric acid receptor subunit alpha-5-like. Gene Ontology annotation, molecular function: GABA-gated chloride ion channel activity; inhibitory extracellular ligand-gated monoatomic ion channel activity; GABA-A receptor activity. The transcript is spliced from 10 exons. Bases 455 to 1810 code for a protein of 451 amino acids. The record is from RefSeq and is a predicted model, not a curated record. Lineage: Eukaryota; Metazoa; Chordata; Actinopteri; Centrarchiformes; Centrarchidae. Gene Ontology annotation, biological process: signal transduction; synaptic transmission, GABAergic; gamma-aminobutyric acid signaling pathway. Gene Ontology annotation, cellular component: synapse; postsynapse; dendrite membrane.
AAGAGACAGGGGGAAAUGUGGAGUGAAUUCAGUCUCCUAGGGGCCAGCUCGUGUGAUGCUGCUGCUGCCGCUGCAACACCUCUGGGGGCGAUCCAGGAGACGCGGUGCAGCAGGCACCGAAGGAGGGAGGCAGUGUAGCCUAUGAGGAAAGCACCAGACAGACUACUACAACAGCGCCUGAUGGGGAACCGCUGAGAGAGAGAGAGAGAGAGAGAGAGAGCGCGCAAAAACAGCCCAUGGUGGAGAAACUGAGGAUAGGAAGGAAGGGAGCCAACCGACAGGCACGGGGAUUAGGUGAUUGAACCCGUGAUCGUCCAGUUUCAACAACGCUGACGGAGACCCCCCCCCUCCCCCCCCCCCAGCCUUCAGCCGCUGUUUGGGGAAAACGCCAAAGAAUUAAACCUUGGUGGAUCUGCAUUCAGCUCUAAACAACAAAGUGAGCAGAAUUUCAGGCAUGGCCAGGCUCGCGCUUACCAUCCUGCUCCUGUGUGGAUGCCAAAAUAGUCUCAGCCUGUCCUCCUCAGAGGCUCAGAAGGAGACGGCCGGCAACGACAACAGCACAGUUUUCACCAGGAUCCUGGAUGGGCUGCUUGACGGUUAUGACAACAGGCUCCGGCCGGGGCUUGGAGAGAAUGUCACAGAGAUCAAGACGAAUAUUUUUGUCACCAGCUUUGGCCCGGUGUCUGACACGGAGAUGGAAUAUACCAUAGACGUGUUCUUCCGCCAGAGCUGGAAGGACGAGCGUCUGUGCUUCAAAGGGCCCAUGGAGAUGCUGCCGUUAAACAACCUGCUGGCCAGCAACAUCUGGACCCCCGACACCUUCUUCCUUAAUGGCAAGAAGUCUAUUGCUCAUAACAUGACCACGCCCAACAAGCUGCUGAGGCUGAAGGAUGACGGCACUUUGCUUUACACUAUGCGACUGACCAUCUCAGCAGAAUGCCCCAUGCAGCUGGAGGACUUCCCCAUGGAUGCCCACGCCUGCCCUCUCAAGUUCGGCAGCUAUGCCUAUCCGGUGUCAGAGGUGGUCUACACUUGGACUCAGGGAGCUGCUAAGUCUGUGGUGGUGGCAGAGGAUGGCUCCAGACUCAACCAGUACCAUCUUAUUGGGCAAACUGCAGGCAAAGAGGACAUACGCACAAGCAGAGGAGAGUACACAGUGAUGAUGGCCCACUUUUACCUGAAGAGGAAGAUUGGAUAUUUUGUCAUCCAGACGUAUAUGCCCUGUUUCAUGACUGUAAUCCUGUCCCAGGUGUCAUUUUGGCUAAACAGAGAAUCAGUUCCUGCAAGGACUGUUUUUGGGGUGACCACUGUGCUGACCAUGACGACCCUCAGCAUCAGCGCCAGGAACUCGCUCCCUAAGGUGGCCUACGCUACAGCCAUGGAUUGGUUUAUUGCCGUAUGCUACGCUUUCGUCUUUUCUGCCCUCAUCGAGUUCGCCACUGUGAACUACUUCACCAAGAGGAGCUGGGCCUGGGAUGGCAAGAAGGCUCUGGAAGCACAGCACCCUAAGAAACGAGACCCCAUGGUGCUGUCGAAAAAGCCCAACAACGUUUGCUCGGCGGGAGUCAACUAUACCCCCAACCUCACCAAGGACAUGUCCAUCUCCACAAUCUCCAACACGACGUCAGUGCAGCUCCGGGCCUCUGAGACCAAGGUGGUGGACCCUAAGAAGACCUACAACAGCGUCAGCAAGAUCGACAAGAUGUCGCGGAUAGUGUUUCCCGUCCUCUUUGGAACAUUCAACCUCGUCUACUGGGCCACGUACAUUAACAGAGAACCGGUGGUGAAAGGAGUGGUCACCUCCACGUAAUCUUUCUCUUUUUUCCCCCCUGUUUUUCUGAGACGGAGAGUUUGUGUGAGGACGGAAGUCUGAGGGUGGGUGGACUAAAAGGAAAGGGGUUGUUGUGAGGUCUCUGCCCUAGACAUAAAAAAACAUAAAAAUAAUCUGCGCUUGAAGAACAAAAACAAACUUUACUCAGCUAUCUAAUUCAAGCACUUUGAAUGGAUGCAAGGCUGCAACAGAACCCCUUUCCUGUUUUUCAUGGCUGCUUGAUCACAAAGAAACUGAUGAGAGAGCUGACGCUUUGCUUCUUUCUCAUCUAUUUUGCUGCAGUUUGCAUGAAGCUCUCCUCAAAGGAAACCAUGAAGUCUGUCUUGAAUACCGACCAUGUAUAUGUCAAUCACUGCUUAAAUAGGGGAGCACACUUCAUUGCUACAACAAAUUGAACUAACAUAGGCAUUUUGAGCAAUUUUGCCUACACUUGCGCGUGUCAUGGAGGACUGAAAUGUACUGAGCUUAUGCUAUGGUAAGAAAACCUGCGAUAUAUUGUAUGUAUUUGAAUUAGAAAAAUGCAUUUGCCAUUUUUUUCUCCAAUUGCAGAGGGUGCUCGUGUGACUCUUUGUACAUCUUUUACCCUCUGCUGCAGGCCUGGUUUCCCAUAAGCAUUGGCAGUCAGAGUCUCAGUGGAAAAUGACAAAGAAAAAAAAAUUGAAUGCUACCCGAAGGUGACAAAAACAUCUAUUUGGAAGAUUAUCAUUGCAGUCAUUUGUGAAUUUAUAUUAAAUUAAAAAGUCAUCAUUUUGAGGAAGCUUGCCAACAAAAGUAUUUGGCCCACUUGCACCGGGUAACUGGACAGCUGUGGAUGAUGUGUUGAGGACAAAUUUAGGAGUGGAUAUAUGUGCUUUUACAGAAUUUUGAGACCAGGUCACUCAGCUAGGAAACUAAUAUUCACACUUGAGAGACCAGUGCUCGAAACGCACAGCGUGUCACAUACAAAUCAGCAGAGUGAUGCUGAGAGUUUGGAGACUGUCAUUCAGCGAGAUGACCAGGGUGCCAACCCUUAUUUAGGCAACAACACUGCUAGGCUGCAGGGGCCGCUUUCACAAAGACAAACUUUGACUGUGGCUUCAUAUAGACAUCUAAAUUAAAGUCUUUACUAACUUGAGUAGGACUAAUUUGCCAUUUGUCAUUAUUUAUGUGUAGCUGUCUAACUUUAAUCUAAGAGCAAAAUGAAGAGUGACCUAAAACUAACAGAGCACUCUUAAUGAAUAUCUUUGUGAAAUCUGCCCCAGGUCUGCUGAUCCUGACCUCUGACCUCCCCAUGUGGGGAAAAAGAAAGAAAACAGCAGUCAAUGAAGUAUCAUUAUCCCCAUUAUUUUACUGCAUUCUAGUACAACUGUAUCAGAUAAACUGCUUAUACGUCAGUAAAAACAGACAAAAAUUCCACAAGAGAGAGGUGAAUACACGUCAGCAAACUUACUGUAAAUGCUUGGUCUCACCUGGAAAGUGACACAGCAAAAUCAAUCUGUGCACAAAAUAUGUAGCUCUAGAAGGUUGGUGAGCUACUGCUAGUUGGAGAGAGCUAAAUGCUCACAUGCUAGCACUUGUCUGUCACUCAAUAGCUGAUUUUCUUUUAUUUCUUAGGCCGUUUACUCGCCAGUGGAAUUUUGAUUCUCAUGAUUUAGCUUUAUUGAAGAGGGAAGAAAAGCUCUGGAAACUUCCAACCAGACGUGACCACUGUGCUGUAACUAGCAAGCGUGUUAGCUUGGUUGCUAACAGGCAAUAAGUUCACACAUUUUAUUCAAAAGAGAUAUUUGGACCAUAUCGGAACAGUCUGCUGACCAUGUCUCUUUUGUGGAGAAGUGCAUAAAAGUUAAAGGCGUACCAUAGCUAAUAAGCCACUAAUAGCUUCCUCCAUUUUGGCCUCUCCAUCUCGGUGUUCUUUCAAAGUUCAGCAUUUUCAAGACGCUUAUUUCUUGGUCAGCAGUACAAGAGAUUAGCACUGAUUUUUUUCGCUCCGCAAGCAAAUACCCUUUCAGCGGGAUGAAGUGAUUUCCCUGCAGAUUUUUAAAAUGAUGGUGUGACAAGGCCUUUAAGCUACAAAGAUUUUGGGAAGUUAUUCCGAGUCUCAUAAGAGCAUCGUGUAAAUAAAGACAUUCUCACGUUUGAGUCUGAAGCCCUUAGAAGAAAAAAUAUGCCUAAGUCUUAUGUUGACUUUCAACUUAUUAAGAGUUUUUGUCUGAUAACUUUUUCUUAAUGCUUGUGUGUACAGGAGUAAGAUUCGUUUCCUCUUGUUGCUUGUAGAAGAGCUUACAUCUUUGAAUCGAAUCAGACUUUCAUUUCUUAAUUUCAGCUACACUGACGUAAUUAAACUGAAAGCAAUGAGCAUACUUUGUGGCAUUUCAGCACGUGUGAGUUGUUGGACUAUAGUGGUGAGACAUACUCAGGAACAAAACGACUCACACCCCCACUGUUUCUUCAAUCUGACGGAUUUUAAACAGUGUAGUUCCCUCCUGUCACUUGCUGCUAGGAGCGUUGUCAACUUUUUGCCGCUGAACAGAUGUAGAUACAAUGGUUUGGUGAAAAACCAUAUAAAUAAAGAUGCUCCUGUACUGUACCUGCUUUAGUUUGUGAAAUUGGGACCUACAGUAAAUAUCUUCAUGAUCGCUCUCAAAAUUCUUUCCAAAGCGCUUUUAUUUUGAAAUUUUUUCCACCAGGAUAGCCUGUAGUGUUUUCGUGCUGGUUUGGGUUGUUGAUGUUUUAUCUGCAUUUUAUGUAAAUCUAACGUGUUGCUGUCUGUCAAAUACUCGGUGGGUGUCUAUCAGCAAAGCAAAGAAUGUGUUUAAGUGCUUGUUAAACCACAGUAGCAGUGUAAAAGUAAAAGUCCAGAUAAACAGAUGCCUCUUUCCCCGGGACCAACCGCCAACCUCUGAAUCUGUUCUUCAUCAAGAAUCAGCUUUUGUUUCUGAUUAUUCCUGCGUUGGGAUCAUUUGUUUGUUCUGAACUUCUUCAGCGGUGUUUUAUGUGAGCUGGUAAAGUCUUAUUUGUUUGCUCCCAAAGGAAAAGAAAAUGUAAUAGGCAUUUUGAUCCCUAAUCAUGUAAGUGUAUUUAGCCUCCAUUAUUUUCACUACGGAUGGAAAUGUCGGUCUGCCAGCUGGCUGUUCCAGCUCAAUCAUCAGGUCAAAAGUUUAGUUUGUUCAAAGUUAUACCUGCACAUGGUAGGUCUAGCAUAAAAAAGCUUUCUGAAAUAAUGAUAAUGUAUAUACAAGAAUAAUGUGAAUGCCUAUAUAUAGCCUAGCCUCAUAACAUCUAAUUAUAAUUACAGACCGAGGUUACUGUGUUUAGAUUCUGCACCAGGCUGUGCUAGCUCUGUUAGCUUAAUUUAAAAGAAGCAAACAAAACAUAAUGGAAACCUACAGGCCUCUCCACCGCACCUGUAAAACAUUGCCUCCUAAUGAACAGUACUGAUAAAACUGACCCUAAUUGCUGACCCCUUCUGUAGACUACAUCUUUCUUGCCGUCCAAGAAACGAGUGCCCCUGUCUAUCCACCCGUCCAUCCAUCACCUCCAUCCAUGUAACCAUUACUCUCUUUUCUAUUGCCCCUCCCUCCUUCCUUCAGCCACUGUGACAGACUCAUCUGCCAUACAUCUGUUAGAAAAGGGAUUUAGUUCCGCUUAAGUUACUUUCACCCAUUCAGGGGGGGCCCUUACAGCAAAGCGCUUCAUUCCAAUUUAAGCCUCAACUGGCCCAGACGAUGACAAAUGCUUGUUUUUCUCUCUGCAGUGUCUGGACAGCUGUGGCUGGUGCGUGUUGGGGACAAAUUUUGGAUUGAUUAUAUGUACUUUAUCCAAAGCUAGCUCACGGGCUGUGAAGCAGACUGAGUUUUGAACUUGGGUCUCUCAACUGGAGAAUGUAAUGCACAUGCAGCACUCAGCUUAAGGAGACUAAUGCAGGGCUGCGAUAGCAACAGUUGUCCAUCCCAGGAAGGGACAGCCAUUACACAUGCAUGAAGUUCCUCUUGUUUUUAAGCCUCAAUAAAGAACUUUGAUUAUUUUGGAGGACCUUUGCUUGGAUUUAGCAAAAAUGCUGCAAAGCCAUUGUAGCUAUAGCUGGGCUUAAAGUAUUUGUGUUAUUCAUUCUUUGUUUUAUGUACUGUAUUUGUUUUAUGUACUAUACUUCAAAUGAUCAAAUAAAAAGGAUGAACAAAGA